Messenger RNA from Stegodyphus dumicola, 2612 nucleotides. RefSeq names its product macrophage mannose receptor 1-like. NCBI's taxonomy places the organism in Eukaryota, Metazoa, Arthropoda, Arachnida, Araneae, Eresidae. The record is from RefSeq and is a predicted model, not a curated record.
GAGUGCAUGGGUCUCUUGUCAGAAACUUUUCAUCCUACACUAUAUUCUUGGAUCAAGAGCAACUGCAGCGAAACACACAAUUUUUUGUGCGAAAUGGACGCAGUAAAGGUUACUACUCCAGCUCCUGUUCAGACUACAACUGCAUUAAAACCCCUUGGUUGCCCUUAUGGUAAUAACUGGAAGCGGCAUGGCGAAUACUGUUAUUGGGAAACUACAUAUGAAACAGAACGUUUAAAUUGGUUUCAAGCUAGGACCUACUGCCAAGCUUUCGGAGGAGACUUAGCUAGUUAUCAAACCGAAAAAGAAGAAGACACGGGCGUAGGAGGGGCAAGAGCACAUUUUAGAGGGCUUUGGAUCGGCAUUCAGAGAGGAAAAGAAGAUGACAUCUUCCGCUGGGUCGAUGGCACGCAGAUGAAUUAUACAAACUGGGAAAUCAAUGAGCCCAACCUCAAAAGCAGGAGCAAGUUCUGCGUUAUGCAUGGCAGCGAUGAUUCACAAUGGAAGCUGGACUAUUGCGGAGUGCGAAGAUGGUUUGUCUGUAAAGCACCCCUAGUGAGAAGUAGCCUUAUGCCAGAUCUACCAUCUUUUACAAAAAUAAAGUGCAAUUUCACAACUACUUCGGCUUUCCAUAACUGGUAUUUAUAUCAAGACAACUGUUACCUGGUAGUUGAGAAAAAGAGAUAUUCCUGGGAUACCGCGCAGACCUUCUGCCAAGAUAACGGUGCUCACUUAGCUUCUGUACACUCCUUUGAAGAGACUGAUUUCCUAUUAACAGUAACGAGUGUUUAUCCAGAAACAGACUUUUGGAUUGGUCUAAACUCUAGAGGUCUCCAUUCAUCCUUCACUUGGUCAGAUGAAACACCAGUGGAUUUUCUGUACUGGGCUGAUAGCUUUGUUGCGAAUACAACUGAGAGGGUGGACAACUGCGUUAUUUUUAACAAAAGAGAAGGAUCUUGGACGUCUGACCACUGCAACCGUCUAUAUGGGGUGGUGUGCAAGAGAGGUAUAAAUGACAACCUUGAAUUCACGAGUCCACCGACAACACCUGCUCUUCCUGGGAAUUGUCAAAGUGUCUGGUAUUCUUUAGGUAACAAAUGUUACAAGGUUUUUGGACGUCUUUGGUCUCAGAGGAUAAAAUGGAAUGAAGCAAAAACUGAAUGUGAAAAGCAUGGUGCAGUUCUAGCUUCCAUCCACUCAAACGAAGAGCAAGAUUUCUUGAGUGACUUAAUAAUGGAAACUGGUACUUCUGUUUGGAUUGGACUUCAAACCCUUGAACACGGUACUUUAUUUCAGUGGACUGACGACACAAGAAUUGAUUACACAAAUUGGAAUGCUGAUGAACCUCAGUUCAGCGGCGACCCAGAUGAUGAAUUAGAAGGCCUAUUCGAAGUAGAGAACUCCUGUGUUGAAGUUUUGCACGAAGUUGAAGCGAUGGGAAAGUGGAAUAGCUGCGGAUGUUACAGAAAGAAUGCUUAUGUAUGCCAGAAAUCUAAAGAUCCUCGAAUAACACAGCCUUCCGAAGAUCCUUUCGCAUGUGAGACUGUUAAAGGCUGGAGUCGAUUAGGUUCAUCUUGCUAUAAAGUAUUCAAUAAAAACUCAACGUGGAUCGAAGCGCAGUCAGAAUGCCGGACGUACGAAGCAAAUCUUGUUUCCUUUAGAAUUACUACUGUUGGUUUGUUUCUGAGAAGAAGAUACACAUUCGAUGAUGGAUAUUAUUGGACAGGAAUGAGAGAAAUGAAAGAGGAUACAUAUGUAAUGGUAACAGGUCAACGUUUGGUAAAUAGUAAUUGGAUACCUGGACAACCUCAGAAAGCUUCUAUACCCAUGGAUAAUUGUGUCGUCAUCAAUAACAAUAACCGCUGGCUGGUUAGAAGUUGUCAAGAACAACAUCCUUUCAUUUGCGAAUGGAAUAUAGAUCUUGACAAAGAGGUUACACCGACGAAAAAACAUGAGUGUACAAACAGCUCCGGUGGGUGGGAAGAUAUAGGAGGCAGUAGCUGCUAUUUAUUUAAAGAAAAUGAGCGAUUAACUUGGAAUGAGGCUAUGGCUUAUUGUUUCAGACAUGGUGGCCAUUUAACGAGCUUCCACUCAAUCGACGAUGUCAAACUCGUGCAAGAAUAUCUAACUCGUAAUGUCCAGUCACGUUUCUUACACAUCGGACUUGGAAGACGCAAAGAUGGAAGCUAUGCAUGGGUUGAUAACAGUCCGUUUGAUUUCACAAACUGGGGAAUUGGAGAGCCUGAUCACAGUGAUCGUAACUGUGUGGAGAUGACGGUAAUUGAUGGUAAAUGGAAUGAUAUCGAUUGCGAUGAGAUGCGUAGAGGAUUCAUAUGUUCUAUUUCUAAAGAAACAGGCAGCUUUUUAGAACCAAUGGCAGUCAAUGCUACAAAACAGGAAGAAAUUAUAAGCAAGAAGUUAACAGCUGGCGGCAUUUUCGGCAUCGUAAUUUGCAUACUAGUAAUACUAGCAGUGGUAGGAGUUACAAUUUAUUACUUGUAUCCAUCCAAGAAGAUGAAACCUUAUUUGCUAGAAACUGAGGCAUCAUUUUAAAGACCUAUAAAUUCAUUAUGGUGCAUUUUUGCUUUUUAUAAAUAAAUCCUAUUUAUUGUAAA